Molecule: messenger RNA, 1209 nt
Organism: Prunus avium (sweet cherry)
Lineage: Eukaryota; Viridiplantae; Streptophyta; Magnoliopsida; Rosales; Rosaceae
Product: RNA-binding S4 domain-containing protein
Molecular function (GO): RNA binding
Source: RefSeq, a predicted model, not a curated record
CACUUGGCCUGCACAUUGUGCAUAGGGCCAUGGCUGCCACCAGUUUCGUAGCAGCGUCACUGGUAAGAAGAGCAGCUGUGGCUUUUGCUCUCUCCCAUCCUCUCAUAAACAACAAGGUCUCUUACCACAGGACCCUUGUCACCUUUCCUCUCAGUCCUCGUUUGAGUUCUUCAGCGUCAGGAAUAUGCCACUUAGCUCAAGCUGUUAAGAGGGAUGUUGAUGAUUUACUUAAAGGAGUGGUGGACAAAACUGUUAUUGAAGAAGUAAAGCAUGUUCUUGAGAUGGCUAGACGUGCGUCAUUAAGAAGGGAAGUUCUCCAUACAAAUUUUCUCACCCCUCCAGUGUUGAAGGAGUCGAUGCUAGCAUUGGAAAAGCUAGCUGAUUUGAAAGCAGUUGCUCAGGGUGGAUACCCACAGGCUGAGCGGUGCCGAAUCUCAGUUGGACAUCCAGAACUAUUGACAAGUGAUCCUGAUAUUAUUGUUGCAUUGAGUAUCACGGGAAACUUUGGGUUUCAACCUUGUUCUCAUGGUGACUUCCUAGGCGCAAUUCUUGGUACAGGGAUUGCUAGGGAGAAGUUUGGAGAUGUUAUUUUUCAGGGGGAGAAGGGGGCUCAAGUCAUCGUUGUUCCAGACCUUGCUGACUAUCUUAUAUCAUCACUCGACAAGGUUGGCAACGUUCCUGUAUCUCUUACUAAGAUACCACUGAUUGCUCUUGAUUACGAACAACCAAGAACUAAGUCGUUUAAAGCCAUAGAAUUAUCACUGAGGAUUGAUGCUAUAGCUAGUGCAGGAUUUAAGAUUUCACGGUCAAAACUAGUUGAUCUGAUCCGUGAUGGGGAUGUGCGCCUCAACUGGACCCCUGUUACCAAAAAUGGAGCUACACUCAAGACUGGUGAUAUUGUAUCGGUUAGAGGUAAAGGAAGACUGAAGAUUGGAGAAAUUAACUCUACGAAGAAGGGGAAGUUUGCAGUUGAGCUCAUUCGUUAUCUGUAAGUUUUGAAACGGGUACCAAUGCCACAUUAGUAUGCAUGGACCCAAAGAAGUUCUGCGAUGAGCGAUUUUGUAACUUAAAGCCAGACAGGUUCUCUUUCUAAAGAUCAAGCAUAUGCUCCAUUGCAUCAAAGUUUGGCACUAUUUUGUAAGUUCAAAGUUGUACAUAUUUAUAUUUUCCUCCCAUAUAUUGAAUUAAUUUUGUACUUACUUUGUUGUA